UUGACUUGACAGUAGACAGUUGACAGAGAAUUAAAGUCUGGAAUACGAAUUACGAAAUUGAGCCUCAGUUUUGAUCUAAAAAAUGGCAUAUUAUUUACAAAGGGCUGUAACGUCCUAUGUUAGGACCAACGCACGUCUCGUUUCCCACGCUGCUACUGCUGGUGGACACGGAGGUGGCUGGAAGCUUUGGAAGAGGCUGUCUUUCCUCGUUGCAGGCCCAGCCAUUGGCCUGGGUAUGUUGAACGCGUACCUGGCCCACCAAGAACAACCUCAUGAAAGGCCAGAGUUUAAGCCUUAUGAGUACUUGCGUAUCCGCACAAAGCGUUUUCCAUGGGGUGAUGGGCAGAAGUCUCUCUUCCACAAUCCCCAUGUGAAUGCUCUGCCCAGUGGCUACGAAGAUCAUUAGUUGGUUGGUGAAUUUGGUGAAUUACGCCCGAUUGUAUUUAGAAAGUCUGUGUUAAGUACCUACCUAAUUUAAUAAAAAUUUAAAAACACCA
Messenger RNA from Maniola jurtina (meadow brown), 497 nucleotides. Its product is annotated as cytochrome c oxidase subunit 6A, mitochondrial-like. Gene Ontology annotation, molecular function: enzyme regulator activity. Bases 83 to 406 code for a protein of 107 amino acids. The transcript has 3 exons. Lineage: Eukaryota; Metazoa; Arthropoda; Insecta; Lepidoptera; Nymphalidae. Gene Ontology annotation, cellular component: mitochondrial inner membrane. Gene Ontology annotation, biological process: mitochondrial electron transport, cytochrome c to oxygen. The record is from RefSeq and is a predicted model, not a curated record.